AGCAGUGAGUUCAGUGCUAAAUAUAAACUUGCAACUAAAAUUCAGUCUGCUGCGGGAAAACAUUAGGAGUGUGGAUUUAAAUCGGACAUUUCACUUAUUGGUAAUAGCUUCAUCGACGCAUUUAAACUUCGCAUACAUCUCCUUUUUUUUCUUCUCCGCAAAAUCAUAAACCGAAACUGAUUCACUGAGUUGAUUGACACGUGCAAUUCGUGUUAGGUUUCAUACCUCUGUAAGGAGAUAUUAAAAGUGCAGUGAACUAUUAAAGAAUUUUGUUGCAAUCAUGGCAGAAGAUUUAGAAGCGAUGUUCAAGAAACUAACUGAAGCAGACGAUUGUAAAUCUCUGUUAAAAAAGCAUCUGACCAAGGAGAUAUUUGAGAAAGUUAAAGACAAAAAGACCACUCUAGGCGGAACUUUGGCCGACUGCAUUCGAUCAGGGGUUGAAAAUCUUGACAGCGGUGUUGGCAUUUACGCCUGUGACCCGGAAGCAUACAAAACGUUUGCGGAUAUCCUUGACCCGGUUAUAAAAGACUAUCAUAAGAUCCCCGAAAACAAACCUAUCAAACACCCACACUGUGACUUCGGAGAUCCGGACAAGCUUAAGUUGGAAGACCUUGACCCCGAUGGAAAAUACAUCAUCUCCACCAGGGUGCGCGUUGGUCGAUCACAUGACGGCAUGGCGUUCCCGCCAAUUCUCACUAAAGAGCAACGCGAGGAGAUGGAGAAAAAGACGUGCGAGGCGUUGGACGCGCUGCCUGACGACCUCAAGGGCAAGUACCACCCGCUGGCCGGCAUGGACGCCGACACGCAGAAACAGCUCACUGACGACCACUUCCUCUUCAACGACCAUGACAGGUUUCUGCGAGCGGCCGGCGGCUACAACGACUGGCCUGCAGGACGAGGCAUCUUCUACAACGAGGACAAGACGUUCCUGGUGUGGGUGAACGAGGAGGACCACCUCAGAUUGAUCUCCAUGCAGAAGGGAGGAGACAUUGGAGCCGUCUACAAGAGACUUGUUAAGGCUAUAAAAUCCCUGGAAGAGAAGUUGAAAUAUGCCCGCGAUGAGCGCCUGGGAUACCUGACGUUCUGUCCGAGUAACCUAGGAACCACUCUGCGAGCCUCGGUCCAUAUAAAGAUCCCAACUCUAGCAGCUAAAGACAACUUCAAAGAGAUCUGUGACAAGUACCAUCUACAGGCGAGAGGUAUUCAUGGCGAGCACACGGCGAGCGAGGGUGGGGUGUAUGACGUCUCCAACAAGCGACGACUGGGACUGUCUGAGGUGCAGGCCGUCACGGAGAUGUACAACGGCGUCAAGGAGUUCAUCAAGCUCGAGAAGGAACUGUCAUGGAAACCAGAAUCUGUGGAGGAAAUGUUUGAGCACGUGCACAAGGCCAAGAACUGCAAGUCUCUGAUGAAGAAACACCUCACAAAAGAUGUCUUUGAGAAGCUCAAGGAAAAGAAAACAUCCCACAAUGCAACACUUGGUGAUUGCAUUAAGUCAGGAGUGAUGAACCUGGACAGCGGGGUGGGGAUCUAUGCAGCAGACCCGGAGUCGUACACGGUGUUCGCCGAACUGUUUGACCCUGUCAUCAAGGACUACCACAAGAUCAAGUCGAGCGACGCCAUCUCGCACCCAGAAUCCAACUUCGGCAAUAUGGAGGACCUGGGAUUUGGCGACCUUGACCCCGAGGGAGAGCUUAUUAUAUCUACAAGAAUCCGAGUGGCAAGGAGUCACAAGGAGUUUGCCUUCCCUCCAGUUCUAACAAAGGAGGACCGGAUCAAGAUGGAGAAGGUCUCGUCGGACGCCCUGAACACCCUGAGUGGUGGCCUUAAGGGCACGUACUACCCUCUGGCCGGCAUGUCCAAGGAAACCCAGGACCAGCUCACAGAAGAACACUUCCUCUUUAACGAUCAUGACAGGUUCCUGAAGGUGGCCGGCGGCUACAACGACUGGCCUACAGGGCGAGGCAUCUUCUACAACGAGGACAAGACGUUCCUGGUGUGGGUGAACGAGGAGGACCACCUCAGACUGAUCUCCAUGCAGAAGGGAGGAGACAUUGCCGCCAUCUACACCCGGCUUGUCACGGCGAUCAAGGAACUGGGCAACACUCUGACGUUCGCGCACGACGAUCGCCUGGGUUUCGUGACGUUCUGCCCCAGUAACCUGGGAACGACCUUGCGAGCCUCCGUGCACAUCAAGAUUCCCCACCUGUCUGCCAGGAAGGACUUCAAGAACCUCUGUGAGAAGUACAAGUUGCAGGCUAGAGGAAUCCACGGGGAGCACACGGAGAGCGAGGGGGGAGUCUACGACAUCUCCAACAAACGACGACUCGGACUCACGGAAAUAGAUGCCGUCAAGGAGAUGGUCACCGGAAUCAAGGAGGUGAUUCGUUUCGAGAAGGAGCUGGCUUCCGGCAAACACAAAUCGUCGUCAUGUGUCGUCAUCUAAUCCAUCGUCGCACACUGGCGUUGACGGUUUUAGGCACUGGGGUUUUUUUUGGCAUUACCCAUAAUUUGGAAGCUGUUGUUUCUUCAAUACAUUGAUUGUACACUGUCAUCAAUGUUGUAGAAAAAAUUACAGUAAUAUUUUCUACAUUAUAUAGUCUCUGCGAAUUCAGUUGCAUUCACGUGUCGUGCAUUUUCUGCAAGAAGCCUGCAGACGUCAUAUUUAACGCCAUUGGUUGGCAUGUUUUGGGGUUUUCAUUGUGGAUGUAUUGGGUUUAAUAUGACUUGUACGGUAUCCUUUAAGAAUAUGUUUUAACGAAUGGCUGAAUGGUUUUGUAUAACUCAUUGGAUAUGCUUCAGAUAUUUAUUUCUUGUCAACAUCACGAGUUUUUACCAUCUUAUGACCAUCUUUUUGUAUGGCAUCGUUGUUUCUUGCAAAUAUGGAGGAAUUUGGGGUAUCAUUUAGUACAUUUUCAGAAAGGGAAGAUAUUAUAUUUGAAAUGUUUGACGCCAUCUUGGCCAUGUUUGAUUACUACUGGAACGUAUUCAGUAUCCCUUAAAGAGGGGGAAUAACUCUAUUUAAGAAUAUACUUGACUCAGUGGGCAUUACGUUAGCCAUAUUUGAUUACUACUUAAACUUCUGUGAUUUAAGAGAUUGUUCUGCUGUCACUGGCCGGGUAUAGCGAGAUUUUGUCACUACUUAAAAGAGUUAAAUAGUUAUAAAACCAUUGUUCAGCUUAGAUAAUUAAAUACUUUGAAUCUUUAAACGCUUAGAAUAGACAAUUAAAUUAGUUUUCUUCCUACGACGUGAUAUUCUGCUAUACCUGUUUUACUGCUAUGUGUAACGGAAGUGACAUGCAAGUGCAAUUUUCGCCAUAUCAUUUCCCAGAAGGCAGGACGUUCUUGACCUAUUUAGCAGUAAUUAAAAUGGCAACGAGAUUUGUAAAUGGCUUUCAAGCAAAUGGCAAUGUCCGUGAAUAGUUAAAACUAACGAGUUUAUUAAUCUGAAAAAAAUAAAAUGUUAUUCAUAAUCAAAACCAAAUCACCGUAUAAGGCAGUCUAAUUGACAUUUGGUAUAAUAGUGGUUGAAUCCAUGACUAUCUAUGUAGUGCCUCUUCUAUAUAACGACCACUCCGAGGAGAUCCUUUACUGGACAAUACAUCCUUGAUAGACGUCUCGGAGAGGACUGCCACUCCCAGACUAGUUUACUAAAUCAAAACUAACAUUGGACACAACUAUUAAACCUGUAGUUCGUGUUUUGCGUUAAUAUAUGUUGACAAAUGGGCAAACAAGAGUGGGGCUUUAAUACUACACUUAGAACAUGUUAGUUUUGAAAUAUAUAAAGAGUCAAAUUGUGUCGCCUUAUAUAUUACUUGUAUGCCGAGUAUAGUCUGUAGUUUGCCUUUGUUACAUCGCAAUAAUAGAUCAAAGGUUUCCGACGCAAUGUACUCAACUGAUGCAACAUCGGUGAGUGCGUUUGUUUCAAUAGCGUACGUAGAAUGUACCAACUUGGUAUGUAUAUUUAAAGUUUAAUUUGUUUUACUCUUAAUAUGUUAAAAUUUGUUACAUCUAGCUUAAAUGUCAGUUUAUAUACAUUUUAAGUAUUCAGUGAAUAUGUUGCUGUUUAUGGUGAUUCCUUUCCAGGUAACAAUGCAUGUAGAUCACGGUUGUUUUUCACGCGUGAAAUGACGUCACCGUAUACAGUUAAUUUACACAUAUUGUUGUACAUUGUAUAAUAUUAAUGUAAUUAUGGUGCCAAAAUAGACUAAGAGGACAGCUGCUUUUACAGAAAUCCUAUGACAAACAGUAAGGGUACAUAUUUUUUAUAUUUCGUCUUAUGAAUACAGUAUUAAAAUAAAAUAUAUUGUCUUGUUGUCGGUUUUUUUUAAAUAUAGGUAACCAGUCUUUUGGUAUAGGUAACCUUAAAAAGCAAGAAUUAGUUAUGUAUGUAUUGGCGUGAUUUCUCUUAAUAUUGCAUGGCCCACAGAGCAACUUAACUGUUUGCUUAGAGAUUUCAUUUGAACAGAUUAGAUAUAUUUUUGUUAAUUGCAAUUUUUUAUUGUUAUUGUUAGAGUUCAAGUGGUGUUGCGUGCACGUGUGCCAGGCAUAUAUCAUGGGCGUACGAGAUUAUUUAAUAGGGGGUUGCUGGACUGCAAAAUGUUGAUCCGAAUCAGUUCAGUGAAGAAAGAUUCACCAUCCGUUGAUUCCGAUUUGACCAAUAUAAAACUGUUACUCAUUUCGAACCAAGUAUUUGAUUCAUUCUGAACUACGGUUAAUUGGGCUUUCAUUUUUGUGGAUGUCUCGAUGGCUAUGUGGUUCUGGUCCUGGAGCUAAUUUCACAAAACAUCGUAAGUUUACUUUUGCGACUAACAGUUAUACACGUGUUUGGCAUCGAUUUCACGCAAAACAUUCUAUCUUCACGGAAUAUAGAUCAUUGUAAAGUUGAAAGAAAAUGAAAGAUGUAUACAUCAAACUAUAUUAGUUGUACUGUUAGUUUUAAUGCAAAUUGUGGUUUAACUGUAGAUUUACGUUAACGUGCAAAUUUAGGUUCACGAUGUUUUGUGAAAUUGGUUUUAGGACUUUAAAAAACAGUUCGAAUCUUGCCAACUGACAUUUUGUGUUUUUAAAUAUUCAUUAUAAAAAAAAUAGUUUUUUGUAAUUUGUUUGCCAAAAUGAUUCUAUAUUUGGCAGUAAGAGUGGGGACUUAGGAACCCCAGCCCCUUCGCCUUCGCCCCCCCCCCCCCCAACCUCGUACGUGUAUGGUUCUGUAGUUUUUCUUUAAGCAUAUUAAGUGUCCUUCAAUUGCACUGCCUAUGUGCCUGUAUAAACACUUUAUACUGAUCUUUUAAUAUUCAUGAAAACAUUCUGUUAUUUUUAUAUCGUCAUUGUUGAGUUAUUUUCGUUUCAGUGUAAUGUUUUGGAGAAAUGUACGCAGUGUCUUAGCCAACUUACUUGGUAAUGAUAACAUUGUAGUUGAAUUGGAGUGUAACAUUCAGUAACAAAUAAUGAUCUGUUUGUAUUAUUUGUGUGCAUGGAUGAUAGUAAUUAGCAAGCCUCUAUCUACACGAGAGUGGCAUAGAGCGACAAUCCCAGGAACAUAUCUUGGGGCUGUUUGCAGAGCGCCAUCAACAUUUUAAUAAUUGUUUUAGGAUAAAAAUGGCAUGGUCUGUCUUCAGUCUUGCACAGCUGUAGUAACGCCUCUGGCAAUGGGCAAACCUUGACCCAGUCUGCUUGAUGCUUGCUUUAAUUUUAUUAAAUACCCUUAAAUUAUUUGUGCACAUUUUGGCAAUGUAAUUAUCAUAAACAUAAUGUUCAAUAACUAUUAGAAUGUUCACUGGCACAAUAAAUAGUCCAUUGGAAAGACAUCUCUAUUUUAGUUUGUUUGACGUCACCAUCAAUGAUGAUCCAUCAUAGCCAUAUUUCAUUGCUGUUUAACGUUUAAAACGCAUAGUGUUGUUGUUUCUCUGCUAUGCUUUCGUUUUUGAUGUGGUCUAUACUUGUCAAAGUGUGCAUUCAAGGGAAACAGCAUAGGGAAUAUGUGUCUGCCUUGUCUCACUCCCCUGUCCAAUUUCCCACCUACACUGUGUGCUCCAGUAGUAGAGGUGGUUUUUAAGACAUGUUUACAACGGCGCUUUUUUAACGAAUGUGAAUAUGUUGCAUUAUAUAUUGGGACCUAUUCUUUCUUACAUAUUUUCACGACAAUAUUUUCACCUUAUUUAUAGGUUGUUAUUAAAGAUCAUAAUUCGGAUAUUGCCAUUUAAUACAGACUUGGUCGAUAAAUGUAUCUAUUAUAUAUUAUGGUGUUUUUGAUGUUCAUUACAAAUGUGUUUUGCUGUUUUUAAAUACAGUUAGCGCAUUUUGGUUAUCGCUCUAAUCAUAUCGAAUUCGCUGAAGAACUUUAAAAUAAUUUAUAAUGUUGCAUCAUAUUUGAUUGACUUAGGUCGUUUUUGAUGUAAAGAAUUUUUUUUAAAGUGGAAUCCGUAAAAUUAUUUGACAAGACUUUUUAAACACAUUCGUUUUCAUUUUUCUUUUCGUGUAAUGUUCUAUGAAAUAUAGCAAACAAAACAUUUAUCAGUUCAUUUGAUUCGUAUAAUUAACUACAGUCUGUACAUUUAAUCAACUAGAAGAGACAUAAAAGCAUUGCUCAAGUAAAACUAUCGUAUUGUAUUGGGAGAUAUCAGAAACUCUAUUUAUGCUCUGUUUUAUAUUCUGCAGUUUUCAUUCUAUCUACUGUCAUGAACGUGCAUUUGUAAACCCGAUAGUGAUUGGUCUAAGCGAAACACUACAGUGAUUUCAAUUGGGCGAUCUAUUUGGGUACGCUUUCUGUAUGUGUUGUUUCUAUUUGAUGAACACUAUCGUUUUGUAAGUUAUUUGUAAUCUUAUAUAUACAAUCAAGUAUUAAACUAUAUACGAAGUCUU
Molecule: messenger RNA, 6861 nt
Organism: Gigantopelta aegis
Lineage: Eukaryota; Metazoa; Mollusca; Gastropoda; Neomphalida; Peltospiridae
Product: taurocyamine kinase-like
Exons: 12
Coding region: 281-2446 (721 amino acids)
Biological process (GO): phosphocreatine biosynthetic process
Molecular function (GO): creatine kinase activity
Source: RefSeq, a predicted model, not a curated record